This is a messenger RNA of Cooperia oncophora, 645 nucleotides long. The record is from the annotation of a GenBank genome assembly. Lineage: Eukaryota; Metazoa; Nematoda; Chromadorea; Rhabditida; Trichostrongylidae.
AUGAUUGACUUAUACUGUGGAAAGCCAAUUGGAACAAAAGCUGAUACAUGGGCAAUGGGAGUGAUGCUCUACAAAUUAUGCUACUUUUGCCUUCCGUUUGGUGAAUCUGCAAUGGCUAUCCAGAAUGGAGCGUUUUCGUUUCCAACUGAACCACAACAUCCGGACUCGCUGAAGGCUAUAAUAAGAAGCCUUCUUGAUGCUGAUGUAGAUAGAAGACCGUCAAUAUACCAGUGCUCAGUGCUAGCUUUUUCUGCUGCAGAGCGUGCUUGCCCUGUUAGGAAUGUCCGCAAUUGUCGCAGACCUUCUCUUACUGUGACGGUGCAGUCCUUCCUGUCGGGUCGUCCGUACUUGUUUGAUGACGAACCCAAGAGUGAAGACAAUACUGUAGUGCCUCCUCAAGAAGAAGAACGCUCUGAACUUAUUGUUUCACUUGCUCCUGACAAACCGUCCAAUGAUCCAGCAAUGCAAACAACUUCGGUUCAACCUCGCCUUCGUCCGAAGCCGAUUAGCAGUACCCCAACUAUUCCGUUUGUGCUCUCAAAUACGAAGGUAGGGGCGAAUGUCCUUUCAGUGCCAUGUUUACAUUUUACGCCGCUACCGACUUGCAAUCUUCGGAUCUUCGGUUUGGGAUAUAUGAAAGCUUGA